Hevea brasiliensis (rubber tree) is the source of this 1050-nucleotide messenger RNA. RefSeq lists its product as uncharacterized. The coding region runs from base 1 to 1050 and encodes 349 amino acids. The record is from RefSeq and is a predicted model, not a curated record. The transcript has 2 exons. NCBI's taxonomy places the organism in Eukaryota, Viridiplantae, Streptophyta, Magnoliopsida, Malpighiales, Euphorbiaceae.
AUGAGGAAACAGGAGGAUGAAGCAACAAACAACAUUAUCAAUUCACAAUCUAGGCGAGUUUCUUUGCCUAUUAGUAUAACUUCUGUUCCUUCAUUGAAUAUAACUGAAUCAAGUAUUUCAGCAGCUUUGAAGAAAAGAAGAGUUAAUGAUUCUCCUCUUGGUAGAGCUUUUGACUUGCAAACUAGAGCUCAAUUAGAUGCAGAGAUUGCUAGAAUGUUCUACACUGGGGGUCUACCUUUUAAUUUUGCUAGAAAUCCUUAUUAUGUGAGUUCUUAUUCUUUUGCUGCUAAUCAUGUUUUGGGUGGUUAUGUGCCGCCUGGUUAUAACAAAUUGAGAACCACAUUACUUCAGCAAGAAAAAGCAAAUGUAGAGAGGUUGCUUGAACCAAUUAAAAGCACUUGGUUAGAAAAGGAUUGUUCUGGUGAAGUGAAAGAUAAGCAAUUUAUUGCUAAUUUGCUAAAAGAAGUAAUUGAUGAGGUGGGUCAUCAAAAAGUGGUGCAAGUCAUUACUGAUAAUGCUUCAAAUUGUAAAGGUGCUAGAGAAAUCAUUGAGGGAAUGUUUCCACAUAUUUAUUGGACUCCUUGUGUUGUGCACACUCUUAAUCUUGCUUUGAAGAAUAUAUGUGCAGCAAAAAAUUUGGAAACUAAUCAAGAAACUUAUGAUGUGUGUCACUGGAUCACUAAAAUCCAUAGGGAUGCUUUGCAAAUCAAGAAUUUUAUAAUGAAUCAUUCCAUGAGGCUUGUAAUUUAUAAUCGGUUUAGCCCUUUGAAAUUGCUUUCAAUUGCUGACACUCGUUUUGCUUUUAUUAUUGUGAUGCUUAAAAGAUUUAAAAUUAUUAGGCGUGCUUUAGAAGCAAUGGUUAUGAGUGAUCAAUGGGCACAAUACCGAGAAGAUGACCAAGACAAAGCUAGAUUUGUUCGUGAUAAAGUGGUAGAUGAGGAUUGGUGGGAAAAGGUUGAUUACAUCAUUGCUUUUACUGGGCCCAUUUAUGACAUGAUCAGAGUUUGUGACACAGACAAACCAUGCCUUCAUUUGGUUUAUGAGUUGUGA